Molecule: messenger RNA, 2622 nt
Organism: Malaya genurostris
Lineage: Eukaryota; Metazoa; Arthropoda; Insecta; Diptera; Culicidae
Exons: 1
Coding region: 1-2622 (873 amino acids)
Biological process (GO): DNA integration
Molecular function (GO): nucleic acid binding
Source: RefSeq, a predicted model, not a curated record
AUGCUUAACUCGGCUGGUUUUCCACUAAAGAAAUGGGCCUCAAACUCCUGUGAAGUACUUGCUGAGAUUCCUGAAGAAGAUAGAGCGAUGAAACCUGUCUUCGAUUUGCAGGAAGACCAAUCGGUUAGCACUCUUGGUCUGGUUUGGGAACCCAAAACCGAUAUUCUUCGUUUCAAGGUACAAUUGCCUUUGCCAGCAACUGUUCUGACAAAACGUAACGUGAUGUCAUAUAUCGCCCAAAUUUUUGACCCGUUAGGAUUGGUAGGACCCACCGUUAUGAAAGCCAAACUUUUUAUGCAGCGUUUAUGGUCAUUAAAGUCAAGCGACAAUAAACGUUACGAUUGGGACCAACCGCUUCCAACCAGACUGCAAGAAGAAUGGAGACAAUUCCACUCGACUAUCAGUUUACUCCGUCAGAUACAGGUUCCCCGCUUCAUUUCUCUGAAAGACGCAAGUAUUUUCGAGCUUCAUCUUUUUUCGGAUGCGUCAGAGAAAGCUUACGGAGCAUGCUGCUACAUCCGUGCGGUGUCUACGCGAGAAAUUUCCGUUCAAUUACUUGCCUCCAAAUGCAAGGUUACACCCCUUUCUACUCGUCAUUCCAUCGCAAGGCUGGAACUGUGUGCAGCACGAUUAUCCACACAACUCUACAAAAAGGUUUCUGCAUCACUGAAGAUUUCGCCAACAGGAACCUAUUUCUGGACAGACUCAACCACGGUUUUACAAUGGUUAAGUUCAUCUCCUAGUCGCUGGAAGACCUUUGUAGCAAACCGCGUGUCUCAGAUUCAACAAAUCGCACCAGUAAGCAACUGGAAGCACAUCGCCGGUGUUGAUAAUCCAGCUGACGACAUAUCUCGCGGCCUUAAUCCUCCUGAAAUAAUAAACCGUUUAAGAUGGUGGCAUGGAACGUCAUGGCUUUCACUACCACCGAACGAAUGGCCUGAAGGAGCGUUACCGAUAGAUGAAUCAUCAGAAACAACAAUAGAAAGCAAAGGAGUUCCGUUAGUAACGAUGUCUAUUACUCAAAGUAAUUUCAGCGAGUUGUUGUUCGGUCGAUUUUCUAACUACACGAAACUCCGUCGAACUACGGCUUAUUGUCUACGUUAUCUCCAAAAGCUGCGAGUCUACGCCAAUCACCGUCAAUCCAAUCUGGAGAACCACGUUCAUCCUACUCUGAAGCGAACUUCUGUAGAUUCUAAUCACACACUCAAUACCGAAGAACUGUUAGCAGCUGAUGUCACUCUGUGUCGCCUGGCUCAGCAAGAAGAUUUUCCAGAUGAAUACACAGAUUUGAAGGCUGGAAAAAAUGUUUCCAAGUCUAGCGCGAUGAAGUGGCUGCAGCCUUAUAUCGAUGUUAAUGGUGUUAUGCGUGUUGGAGGUCGAUUAAGGAACGCAGCCUGUUCCGAGUCAACAAAGCAUCCCAUCAUACUUCGAGGAAAACACCCUUUAAGUUUGCUUCUGGCAUCAUAUUAUCACCGACUGUUACUGCACGCUGGUCCGCUUCUUAUGCUUGCUACUCUUCGUCAGCGUUUCUGGAUUUUGGGAGGAAGAAAUUUGGUACGUCAAACAUACCACAAGUGCCAUACAUGUUUUCGCAGUAAACCGAUCUUGAUACAGCAGAGCAUUGCCGAUUUACCAUCCUCUCGUGUUACCCCCACGCGACCGUUUUCGAUAUGUGGCAUCGAUUACUGUGGGCCUUUUUAUAUUAAAUCAGCAAUUCGAAACCGUGGUCCAACGAAAGCGUACGUGGCCAUUUUUAUUUGUUUUUCAACAAGAGCGAUUCACAUUGAACUCGUAAGUGACCUGUCCACCGCUGCCUUUUUGGCUGCACUUCGUCGUCUAGUUGCUCGACGAGGAAAGGUUAUCGAACUCCACUCUGAUAACGCAACGGCCUUCAAGGGAGCAUCUCACCAACUGAAUCGGGUGUAUCGAAUGCUUAAAGUGGAAGAGAGCAACCGUUCUCAAAUUUUCAAUUGGUGUGCUAAUAACGAAAUACGAUGGAAAUUCAUCCCACCUCGCGCACCACAUUUCGGAGGAUUGUGGGAGGCCGCAGUCAAAUCUGCCAAAUCUCACCUACUAAAGGAAAUGGGCAACACUACCAUAACCUACGAGGAUUUUCUGACUUUGUUAGCACAAGUUGAAAUGUGCCUCAAUUCACGUCCAUUAACGCCACUACCGUCUGACUCGUCAGACUUAGAAGUUUUGACCCCAGGGCAUUUUUUGGUUGGGUCAAACCUUCAAGCUAUUCCAGAACCAUCCGUGAAGGAUGCCAAUGAAAACCAUCUCAGCCAUUGGGAUCAAACACAACGUCACUUACAGCGUAUCUGGGAUCGAUGGUACCCGGAAUACUUACAACAGCUUCAGUCUAGGGCGACCAAAGGCUGCAAUCCACCAGUCUCCAUAGAACCAGGGAAAAUCGUCAUCAUCAAGGAGGACAAUGUGCCACCUGCACAGUGGCCUCUCGGAAAAAUCCUCUCAGUUCAUCCUGGAGACGACGGAAUCGUCAGAGUCGUCACAAUAAGAACAGCUACUGCCUCGAACGUCGUGAGACCUGUUGCAAAAUUAGCAUUUCUCCCGAUGCCAUGUGAUCCUGCUCAUUCAUCAACAGAAAUUCAAAAUCAGUAG